ACAAUCCUCGGGCGGGCGCGCAGCCGAGCCGGCUCUGCUGGCUGGCGCAAUCUCGCGCGCUCCUUGCAUUGAUCAAAAAUGGGGGUUGAAACAGUAAACGCGAGGAGGAGCAACUGUCGGACUCGGUUCAGAAGCACGACCAAUGGGGAUGCGAGCUUCUUCGCGCGAACCAAUCAGCGCAGGGCCUGCGACAGCGCGGGCCAAUGGGGCGCCGACUCGGCCCUGGAACAGGGCAGGGGUGCGGAGCCGGCUGCAGACUCUCACCGCGGCGGUCGUGAACGCUAGCCGUUCACGCGUUCGGUCCUCCUUGGCUGACUCGCCGCCCUAGCCGCCGCACCAUGGACGCCCCGAGGCAGGUGGUUAACUUUGGGCCUGGUCCCGCCAAGCUGCCGCACUCAGUGUUGUUAGAGAUGCAAAAGGAGUUACUAGACUACAAAGGAGUUGGCAUUAGUGUUCUUGAAAUGAGUCACAGGUCAUCAGAUUUUGCCAAGAUUAUUAACAAUACAGAGACUCUUGUGCGGGAAUUGCUAGCCGUUCCAGACAACUAUAAGGUGAUUUUUUUGCAAGGAGGUGGGUGUGGCCAGUUUGGUGCUGUCCCCUUAAACCUGAUUGGCUUGAAAGCAGGAAGAUGUGCGGACUAUGUGGUGACAGGAGCUUGGUCAGCUAAGGCCGCAGAAGAAGCCAAGAAGUUUGGGACUAUAAAUAUUGUUCACCCUAAACUUGGGAGUUAUACAAAAAUUCCAGAUCCAAGCACCUGGAACCUCAACCCGGAUGCCUCCUAUGUGUAUUAUUGCGCAAAUGAGACAGUGCAUGGUGUGGAGUUUGACUUUAUACCCGAUGUCAAGGGAGCAGUACUGGUUUGUGACAUGUCCUCAAACUUCCUGUCCAAGCCAGUGGAUGUUUCCAAGUUUGGUGUGAUUUUUGCUGGUGCCCAGAAGAAUGUUGGCUCUGCUGGGGUCACCGUGGUGAUUGUCCGUGAUGACCUGCUGGGGUUUGCUCUCCGAGAGUGCCCUUCGGUCCUGGAAUACAAGGUGCAGGCUGGAAACAGCUCCUUGUACAACACGCCUCCAUGUUUCAGCAUCUACGUCAUGGGCUUGGUCCUGGAGUGGAUUAAAAACAAUGGAGGUGCCGCGGCCAUGGAGAAGCUUAGCUCCAUCAAAUCUCAAAUGAUUUAUGAGAUUAUUGAUAAUUCUCAAGGAUUCUACGUAUGUCCAGUGGAGCCCCAAAAUAGAAGCAAGAUGAAUAUUCCAUUCCGCAUUGGCAAUGCCAAAGGAGAUGAUGCUUUAGAAAAAAGAUUUCUUGAUAAAGCUCUUGAACUCAAUAUGUUGUCCUUGAAAGGGCAUAGGUCUGUGGGAGGCAUCCGGGCCUCUCUGUAUAAUGCUGUCACGAUUGAAGAUGUUCAGAAGCUGGCCGCCUUCAUGAAAAAUUUUUUGGAGAUGCAUCAGCUAUGAACACAUCCUAACCAGGAUAUACUCUGUUCCUGAACAACAUACAAAGUUUAAAGUAACUUGCGGAUGGCUACAAAGAGUUAACAAACACAGUAUUUUUCUUAAAUGAACAUGUUUAUUGUAGAUUCUUCUUUUUUGAAAGAACAGCAAAACAUCUACGGCUCUGUAAAGCUGGUGGGACCUAAUGUUCACCUUAAUUCUGACUUGAACUGGAAACAUUUUAAGAAACCUUCUUGUUGCUUUUCUAACAAAUUCCUGCUUAUUUUGCCUUUGCUGCUACUUUUUCUAGUUAGAUUUCAAACUUGCCUGUGGACUUAAUAAUGCAAGUUGCAAUUAAUUAUUUCUGGAGUCAUGGGAACACACAGCAUAGAGGGUAGGUGGGGCCUUCUAGGUGCUGAAUCUAGACAUCUGUGGGGUCUCCUGGGUUCAGCGGCUGUUGAUUCAAGGUCAACAUUGACCAUUGAAGGAGCGGUUUAAGAGUACCAGGCAAAGGGCAAACUGUAGAUCGAUCUUUAUACUGUUAUCACAAGAGAAGUGACAUACUUUAUAUAUGUUUCUAUUAGCAAGGUCUGUUUCUAAUACCAUAUACUUUAUAUCUCUAUACAUUUAUAUUUCGAAUAAUAUGGUUAUCACUGAUACAUGUAGACACUUUUAGAAUUUAUUAAAUCCUUGACCUUGUGCAUUAUUCCAUUAGCAACAGUUGCACCCCCUCCUCAGCCCUCCUCUUCCUCUUUUUAAGCUGUUUUAUGAAAAAGAUCUAGAAGUUCUUGAUUCAUUUUUACUGUUCUUUCCAGAGGUAGAAGAGAAAGUUGAUUGGUUGGUUGUUUUUCAAUUAUGCCAUUAAACUAAACAUUUCUGUUAAAUUACCCUAUCCUUUGUUCUCUUGACUGUUUUCUUUGUAAUGUUUGAUGACAAGAGUGAUACUUUGCUGAAAAGUCUUUCCCCUAUUGUUUAUCUAUUGUCAGUAUUUUAUGUUGAAUAUGUAAAGAACAUUAAAAUCCUAAAACAUCUAA
This is a messenger RNA of Mandrillus leucophaeus (drill), 2461 nucleotides long. RefSeq names its product phosphoserine aminotransferase 1 (gene PSAT1). Gene Ontology annotation, biological process: L-serine biosynthetic process. The record is from RefSeq and is a predicted model, not a curated record. Bases 339 to 1451 code for a protein of 370 amino acids. The transcript has 9 exons. Gene Ontology annotation, cellular component: cytoplasm. Gene Ontology annotation, molecular function: O-phospho-L-serine:2-oxoglutarate transaminase activity; pyridoxal phosphate binding. NCBI's taxonomy places the organism in Eukaryota, Metazoa, Chordata, Mammalia, Primates, Cercopithecidae.